AUGGAUCUAAGAUUUAUUACGUGGAAUGUCAAUGGCCUUAAUAACAAGGUGAAAAGAAAUAGAGUUGAACAUUUAAUAGAUAAGAGGAAACCUGAUGUAACUUGCCUACAAGAAACGCACAUUACAAAGAAGCACCGCAGACUACUAGUGAAGAAAAACCUGGGGGAGGAGUUUAUAUCUUCGGAUGUAGUCAAAAAAAGGGGGGUCGUACUAUAUGUGAACCCGAAAUUAAAACCGGAACAGGUAUAUAAAGAUAAUGAGGGAAGAAUUAUUAUGGUGAGAAUACAAGGGAAAGCAGAAAAGAUUAUAGUGGUGGGAUUAUAUGCACCUAAUGAAAAUAAAACAGAAUUUUACCAAAAGUUAGAAGAAAUAUUAUUGGACUUUGUAGACCAAAAAAUAAUCCUAUUGGGAGAUUUUAAUGGGGUGGUUUCCCCAGAGAUGGACAAAUGGAGUAAAGGUGCUGGGAAAAAAGAAGGGAAAUUACCCCAAACUUUUUUCAAUUUAAUUGAGAAACUGGAUUUACGAGAUAUGUGGAGAUAUAGGCACCCCCUCCAGAAACAAUUCACUUAUUAUUCCCAUCCCAAUGACACCGAAAGCAGAAUAGAUCUAAUUUGGAUCUCCAGGGAAUUAGUAAUGAGAUGUAAAAAAAUUGAAAUUUUGCCUAAAUGUCUUUCGGACCAUAAUCCAAUUCUGAUGGAACUAAAAGGAAGUGAACGGAUAGUUAGGCGGUGGAGAUUAAGUGAAUUAUUACUAGAAGAUGAAAACAUAAUAAAAAAGGCUGAAACGGUGUUAAAAGAUUACUUUGAGGAAAAUUUAAAUAAAGGGACACCAAUAAAUGUUGUGUGGGAUGCUGGAAAGGCGGUAAUCAGAGGCUUUUUCAUCAGCCAAAGCAGUUGGAAAAGGAAAGAAAAAGAGAAAAAACUGGAUACCCUGCUAAAAGAAAUAACAAAGAUGGAAUUAGAAUUAGGAAAGGCUAAGAAUCAAAGGAGGGACGAAAUAAAAAGAGCCAUAAAAUUGUUAAAAGAUCAAGUCUCUAAGUUAUUGGAUAUAGAAAUUGAGAAUAAAAUAAGAUAUUUAAAACAAAGGAAUUUUGAGCUCUCUAAUAAGGCAGGCCGAUAUUUAGCAUGGCAGCUGAAGAAAAAACAGAAAGAAAGAGUGAUUGAUAAAUUGAUACAGGAAGGGAAGGUGAUAACAGAGCCUAAGGAAAUUAGGGAUUCUUUCGUCCAAUUUUAUGCAAAUCUAUACAAGGAAGAAGGGGUAGAUCAAAAAGAGAUAGAGAGAUAUUUACAGGAAACGAAUUUUAAAAAAAUAGAUAAAGAGGGAGAUAAUCUGUUGAAUGAACCCUUCUCAGCUUUAGAAAUACAAAGGACAAUUCGGAGAGCAAAAAUUGGAAAAUCACCGGGCACAGAUGGGCUCCCUGCCCUUUUUUAUAAAAAAUUUGAAAAAAUUAUAUUAGACCCCAUGAAAACAUUGAUGAACAAAAUUAUUGAUCAAGGUGAAAUCCCCCAAACAUGGGAAGAGGCUUAUAUUGCGGUAAUACCGAAGCAAGGAACAGAUUACAGGGUAAUCCCUAAACACUAUCAGCACAUCAUUGCCUUUGUAUUUGCCAUUCAUGAAAUCAACAGAAAUGAUCACUUGCUCCCCAACAUUACUCUGGGCUCAAACAUACAGGAGAAUGCUUUCAAUCCAGAAAGAGUGGUUUGGAGUUUCUUUCAUCUACUCUUCACAGGAGAAGGGAAUCCCCUCAAUUAUAACUGUGCCAGGGAGAAGAAGCUCAUGGGCAUCAUUGGUGAUCUGACCUCACAGAACUCCAUCCAGUUGGCCAACAUCUUGAAUAUUUACAAGUUUCCACAGAUUCGCCCAUUUCUGAGAAAUGUCCGCUUUAAUAAUAGUGCUGGGGAAGAAAUAUUUUUUGAUGAGAAUGGGGAUGUAGCAGCUGGAUAUGAUAUUGUCAACUGGGUCAUGUUCCACAAUAAAUCCUUCCGCAGACUCCUAGUUGGAAGGAUGGACCCGAAGCAUCCUGGAGGAAAAAGGUUCAUAAUCAACGGAAGAAACAUCGUGUGGAAUCAGAAGUUUAAUCAGAAGACACCUCGUGCCAAAUGUGUUGAAAGCUGCCACCCUGGAUACAGCAGAAUGGUUCAGCAGGGGCAACAAGUGUGUUGCUAUGGUUGCGCUCAGUGUCCUGAAGGAAGGAUUUCUGUUCAUAUUGAUGCGGACCAAUGUGAGAAGUGCCCAGAAGAUCAAUAUCCAAAUGAGGAAAAGAAUCAAUGCAUUCCCAGAACGGUCACCUUCUUAUCCUAUGGAGAACCUUUGGGGGCAGUUUUGGCAUCCUUUGCCCUUUUCUUUUCCAUUAUCACGGUUGUGGUGAUGGGCACCUUCAUUCAGCACCACAACACACCCAUUGUCAAAGCCAACAACUGGAGCAUCACAUGUAUCCUGCUCUGCUCUGUGCUUCUUUCCUUUCUGUGCUCCUUCCUCUUCAUUGGCCAACCUCAGAAAGUGACCUGCCUUCUCCGGCAAACAGUUUUUGGAACCAUAUUUUCCAUUGCAGUUUCUUGUGUGUUGGGCAAGACCAUCACUGUCGUUCUAGCCUUCAUUGCUACUAAGCCUGGAAACAAGAUGAGGAAAUGGGUCGGGAAGAGACUGGCAAUGUCCGUCAUCAUUCUCUGCUCCCUUAUUCAAAUUGGUAUCUGUGUUGUAUGGCUGGUAACGUCUCCUCCGUUCCCUGAGUUAGACACACACUCCCAGAUGGGACAAAUAAUAGUUCAAUGCAACGAAGGCUCAGAUUUGAUGUUCUACAUUGUCCUGAGCUACCUGGGUCUUUUGGCCAUCAUCAGCUUCACUGUGGCUUACUUGGCCAGGAAGUUACCUGAUGCUUUCAAUGAAGCCAAGUUGAUUACCUUCAGCAUGUUGGUCUUCUGCAGUGUUUGGGUGUCUUUUGUUCCAUCCUACCUGAGCACCAAAGGGAAGUACAUGGUGGCUGUGGAGAUCUUCUCCAUUUUAGUCUCUAGUUCUGGUUUAUUAGGUUGUAUCUUCCUUCCCAAGUGCUAUAUUAUUUUAAUGAGACCUGAUCUAAACACCAGAGAACAGAUCACAAAGAGAAAAAAAGAUGAUGCUUAA
Molecule: messenger RNA, 3120 nt
Organism: Zootoca vivipara (common lizard)
Lineage: Eukaryota; Metazoa; Chordata; Lepidosauria; Squamata; Lacertidae
Source: RefSeq, a predicted model, not a curated record